Nilaparvata lugens (brown planthopper) is the source of this 678-nucleotide messenger RNA. Its product is annotated as prolyl 4-hydroxylase subunit alpha-1-like. Gene Ontology annotation, molecular function: L-ascorbic acid binding; iron ion binding; procollagen-proline 4-dioxygenase activity. The record is from RefSeq and is a predicted model, not a curated record. Bases 1 to 678 code for a protein of 225 amino acids. Gene Ontology annotation, cellular component: endoplasmic reticulum. Gene Ontology annotation, biological process: peptidyl-proline hydroxylation to 4-hydroxy-L-proline. NCBI's taxonomy places the organism in Eukaryota, Metazoa, Arthropoda, Insecta, Hemiptera, Delphacidae. The transcript is spliced from 3 exons.
AUGCUGGAAUCGCUCAAACAACUUGAACAGGAGGGGAAUCGAGCCAAAAUAAAACGCUGGCAGAUGCUGGAGUACCUGGCCUAUUUCACUUAUAUGCAAGGCAACGUGCAAUCCGUGUCGCAGAUGACCGAAGAACUGCUGUCUAUAGUUCCAAAUCAUGACUGUUGGAUCAGCAAGGCAGAGUUGCUGGAGGAGUCCGAACAUCCAUCCAUCAAGCUACUGAGUCGGCGUGUCGAGCACAUGGCCUCUCUCAACAUGGCCACUGCUGAGAGGCUGAAAGUGAUCAAUUACUGCAUUAACGGAAACUUACCGCAUUACGACACAUUACCAGUAAUAAAUAGGGAUGAAAACUUCAGAAUAUUGGAGUUAAACAAUGGUAAUAGGCUUCGAAUAGCUACAGUGAUGUUCUACAUGAGUGAUGUGGCACAGGGAGGGGCAACAGUGUUUCUAUUACUGAAGCUUGCCCUGUGGCCGCAGAAGGGAACAGCAGUGUUUUGGCACAUCCUCACCUUGGUGGAGAGGUUGACUCUGCCACACUGCAUGCCGGCUGUCCUGUGCUGGCCGGCUCCAAAUGGGUGGCCAACAAGUGGAUUUACAAACGAGGCGAGGAAUUUACAUGGCCGGGUGCGCUGCAAAAAGAGACUCGAGCUGGUACUCAUCCAGCUGGUACAGGUGUGA